This is a messenger RNA of Anarrhichthys ocellatus (wolf-eel), 2572 nucleotides long. RefSeq names its product double zinc ribbon and ankyrin repeat domains 1 (gene dzank1). The coding region runs from base 230 to 2263 and encodes 677 amino acids. Gene Ontology annotation, molecular function: protein binding. Gene Ontology annotation, biological process: eye photoreceptor cell development. The record is from RefSeq and is a predicted model, not a curated record. Lineage: Eukaryota; Metazoa; Chordata; Actinopteri; Perciformes; Anarhichadidae. The transcript has 16 exons.
CUGUGAGUAGUAUAGUAGUAUUCAUACACAGUCUGAGUAAUACAGUAGUAUUUAUAGAAACUAUUGUACUUUUACUGCACUACAUAUAUUUAUUAACCUUACUUCACAGAUUAUUAAUCCAUUAAUAAAUAAAACUAUUAUUAUAAAUUUAAAUACCAGAAGUAUAUAAAGUCAUUAAAAUGAGCUGCACCUUUUUGAUUGGUUGACAGACAGACAGACAGCCGUCGCCAUGACAGCAGGAGCGGUGUCAGCUCCGCUCAUCAUUCCCAUCAUGCACCUGGAGACACACAGAGCCAAGACCCACAUAGACACCAACACACCCGUCUCCAUCCAGUCAGACACUCCUGAGGUUCUGAUCUUCUUCACUCUGGACGGGUCUAAGCCGACUGCGUGGCCGCGUGGGUCAGCGGGCAGCAGCAGCAGGAAGUACGGCGGUCCGAUCCUGCUUCCUGCUGGUCGAGUGGCUGUCAGAGCCAUAGCUGUCGCCAGAAACGGCAGAGACAGCUCCACAGUGACGAAGGUUUUCUCUGUUGAACUUGUGGAUUCAAACAAUGAGGAGAACUUCCUGCAGAGGAAUGAACAGCGUUUGUCUGAAGGAACCUCGUUCAACUCUGCUGGUUCUUCACUGAGGCCCUCAGAGCCGAUCAUGAUGGGAAACUCUCCUCAUCCAGGUCCUCGUUUCCUGACCAGUCAACUGGUCUCUCCCACCAAACCACAACCACCUGGAUCCUCCCAACGUUCCCAGUCGGGGACUUCAGGUGUAAUGAAGCAGGUGAGCAGCACUCAGACGUCCAGAAUCCACCAACAGAUUGACUUCCUGCGGUGUGCUCAGUGUCUGGGUCCCCUGCCUUCAGACCCGUUCUCUGGGUUCUGUGCUCAGUGUGGAUCUUCACUUCCUGGUUUACCUGAGCAGAGACCGCCCCCUGCUGAGGGAGGACAGAUGCUCUGCUGUGUGUUCUGUAACUCUCUGGUUCCUGUGAACACUCAGACCUGUUUAAUCUGUGAGGCCUCCAUCCAUCAACAACAUCAGCGGCUGCAGAAUGUCGCCCCCUCUGUCCGCUCAGCCGACUGCAGGACGUUGAACUGCUCCAGGUGUAAACGGUUGAACCGUUGUGACGCCCGGUUCUGUGACUGGUGCGGCUCAAAGCCCGGUCAUGCAGCCAGCUGUGUGGUUUGUUGGCGAUGCGGUGCGAGCGGACACCCGUACGCAUUCUACUGCGCAGCCUGCGGCGCCUUCCUGGAAGCCCCGACCACAUCCUGCAGUGACAUCACGCGACCUGUCAGGUGCGCCGCCACCGACCAGGCAGCAGCCCAAACUUCCCAUGAUGCAACCUGGCAAGCCACACCCUCCUCCGGCCCUGCUCCCAGCACAGAGUUAGCCCCGCCCACUGCUGAGCAGUUCACGCAGACUGUUGGACUCUAUUAUCCAUCAGCCACUGAGCUUCAGAGGAAAGAACAACAGAGGACACUUCAACUCAGCAAGCAGCAGGCAACCAGAGACCGUCGACCGCUGCUGACCACUGUGAGCCCUGGUAGAGGUUUCUGGAGGAAGCAGCUGGAUCACCUGUGUGCCCACCUGAGGAGCUACGCUCAGAUCAAUGCCCCCUUCAGGACUCUGCUGGGAGAACCUCGCCUGGGCCGGGUGACGUCUUGUGUUCCUGCUCUCCUUCAGAUGGUUUCUGCUGUGAUUCAGGAGGAUCGUCAGGAAGUCAGCCUGACCGUCAGCUUCGUGUCGGCCGGACGGGAAGAAGAACGUCAGGUGUGUUCUCAAGUGGAACCGGCAGGUGAGGACGGCGUCGGACCUGCAGGUCGGACUGAGACUCUGAGCAGCGUCACAGAACGAUCAGGCAGUGAUCCUCCCAAACCAGACCUGAGACCCAGACCUCCGGUGAGGGACGUGCAGCUGCUGAAGGAGCUGGGUCCUGGUCCAGGACGAGGUCAGAUCAGUGUCAUCCAGCAGCUCCUGGAUCAGGGGGCGGAUCCUUCCUGCUGCGACAGCGAUGGCCGACAUGCUUUGGCGGUUGCCGUAGUGAACGGUCACCAUGACGCACUUCCUGUUUUAGUGCAGCGAGGAGCCGACGUGGACCAGCAGUCCGGACGGAUGAAGAACACUGCUCUGCAUGAAGCUGCAGCUCUGGGCUCUGAAGGUCUAAAGGGUGCUCAGGUCCUGCUCAGGUAUGAAACACCUGGUCCAACUAUUACUAUUAGCACUACUAUUAGUACUAAUUCUACAGGUAUGAAACACCUGGUCCAACUGUACUAGUACUACUAGUACUAUGAGUACUACUUCUACAGGUAUGAAACACCUGGUCCAACUGUACUAGUACUACUACAGGUAUGAAACACCUGGUCCAACUGUACUAGUAGGCCUACUACUACUACUACUACUACUGGUAUGAAACACCUGGUCCAACUGUACUAGUACUAUUAGUACUACUUCUACAGGUAUGAAACACUCGGUGAACAUGUAACCUUUUCUUGAGUCCAAGUAACUGACCACUGAUACUACUACUACUAGUACAUUACAGUCAUUUAGCAGACGCUUUUAUCCAAAGAGACUUACAAUAAGUGU